This is a messenger RNA of Episyrphus balteatus (marmalade hoverfly), 1285 nucleotides long. RefSeq lists its product as uncharacterized. NCBI's taxonomy places the organism in Eukaryota, Metazoa, Arthropoda, Insecta, Diptera, Syrphidae. Bases 20 to 1261 code for a protein of 413 amino acids. Gene Ontology annotation, molecular function: metal ion binding; RNA endonuclease activity; single-stranded DNA endonuclease activity. The transcript is spliced from 2 exons. The record is from RefSeq and is a predicted model, not a curated record. Gene Ontology annotation, cellular component: mitochondrial inner membrane; nucleus. Gene Ontology annotation, biological process: apoptotic DNA fragmentation.
UUCGAAGCCCAAGUUUAAAAUGAAAUUUGCCUCAACUCUUUCGGUGUUCGUUUGCACUUUUGCACUUAUCAGUGCUGGAGUUGUACAAGAUGAUGCACCAAUUGUUCGUCAAAAACGUGCCGCUAAGUCAGGUUGCAAUGUUCCCCUUUCUUCUCUUGGAGCAGAAGCACAACCACUUUUCCUUAAACCCGGUACAACUGACUUUUGGCCCAUAAGUUCAGUUGGAGCCAUGGAUUUCGGAAGUGGCGAUGCAAUGGAACUUUUCUGCACUUCAACAUACAAAAAUCCAUCGGGAAUAUCUGGAAGUCAAACUGCAACUUGUGUUUCAGGAGUAAAUUUCAAAAUUGGCAAAUCUACCUACAAUAUCUCCGAAGUGACAUGCUCUUCUUGGCCAUCGUUUGUAACUCGCAAAAUGGAUGCACCAUGCAAUGGUGGUGAAAUGUAUGAGAAUGGUUUCGAAGUUGGAUCGCGAUUUGUCCAACAAAUGGAAGUUUGCUUUAAUGCAGAAGAAGAAGUCAGUCGUUAUGUCAAAUACCCUAUGACUCCAGAGAUUGAAUUCUAUCAGGUGAAUUCAGAUAGGCCAGGUUUUAUCAAAGGUGGAAUAUUUGGUCGUAAAAAUGUUGAUAAAUUGUACACCCAAAAGAGUCAAACUACUGUAUUGGAUAAAACUCUUGGCAAAGGUAAAGGUGAAGAGUAUAUUAACGUAAAAAACACAAUGUUCAAUGCUCGAGGACAUUUGGCAGCAAAGACUGAUUUUCCCUAUUCAACUCAACAAAGGGGAACUUUUCUAUUUUCGAAUGUAGCUCCACAAUGGCAAUCUUUUAAUGCUGGCAAUUGGAAGGUAGUUGAAGAAAACGUCAGGAAAUGGGUAGCUAAGAAAAAAAUGAACGUUAUCUGUUAUACUGGAAUUUAUGGAGUUACGAAACUUCCCAAUGAAAAAGGUGUCGAAACUCCCAUCUAUUUGGAUUAUGACAAAAAUAAUAACGGUUUAAUGCCUGUGCCAAUGUUAUACUAUCGGGUUGUUAUUGAACCAUCAACCAAAAGGGGAGUUGUUCUUUUAGGUGUUAAUAAUCCUUAUUUGACAAUGGAUCAAAUUAAGAAGAAUUAUAUUAUAUGUAAGGAUAUCAGUGAUAAGCUUGAUUUCUUGAGUUGGAAGAAGGAUGAUUUGAAAGCAGGAUACUCGUAUGCUUGUGAAGUGAAUGAUUUUGCAAAGAAAACACCAUUUUUGCCCAAGUUUGAUGUUAAGUCAUUGUUAACUUAAAGUGAAAUAUAGUUGUUCUUUAAG